UGGGGUCAUCAAGGAGCAACCUUCUGCUGUUUUUCCCACAUCCAACUUUGAAGUUUCUCACAAACCAAUGGUGAAACAGCUGGGCAAGAGCAUUAUAUAAGUAUAAAUCCUCUUCCUUUGGUUAUCCAUUAUCUAAAAAAAAUCCUCUUCCUUGGUCCGGCGCCCAAAGUCUGCGAAUAGUCUCCAAAGCAAGUUGGCACCGCCGUGCUUCAAACAGCAUCUCGAAGCCAUCUCACUGCUGGUAGUGGUAACUGGAAUAUCUCAGCGGCAGCAGUACAACUUCGUAGCUUCCACCUACACAAGCAAACACAGAGAAGAAACUGAAAGUGGGAAAUGGCGGAACUUGCUAUUGGGAUCUCCAAGACGGCGGUUCAGUUGCUGGCCGACAAGGUAAAGUCUGCCAUCAAGGAAGAGGCAAAGCAGUGGCAGAUCUUGCAGCAAAAUCUGGUGUUUAUCACGGGCGAAUUCGAGAUGAUGCAAUCCUUCCUCAACUCCGCGGAUGGCGAGCGUGUCAAGAACCAUGUGGUGAGGACCUGGGUGCGGCAAGUCCGCGACCUGUCCAACGAUGUGGAGGACUGUAUUGAGUUCGUCCUCCACCUGGACACAAAGCGGUCGUGGUGGCUCCGAUUGCUGCCACCCUGCUCCUGCAGCAGCACGGAGGGAUCAGAGCUGCCCCUUGAUUUAGCAGUUACCCAAAUAGAACAGCUCAAGAUCCGCGUACAGGACGUGAGCCAGAGGAACCUGCGCUACAGGUUCGGUGACUCUUGCUCCGAUUCCCUCACGCAGCAACAGUUCGUUUCCGCCUCCGCCAUUGGCGCACCAGGAUUUGACGACAUACAUAUUGAAGCAAAGGACACCGCAGCAAGUUGUAGAGGAGCAGUUGACCUCACCAAGUUGGUCACCGAGGGAAGCAAUGAUCUUCGAGUGAUCUCGUUGUGGGGAACAGGAGAUGAUCUUGGGACAAUGUCCAUCAUCAGGAACAUGUAUGAUGAUCCAACAAUAUAUCGCAACUUCAGAUGCCGUGCCUGGGUGAAGGUGAUCCAUCCUGUCAAUCCCCCUGAGCUCAUCAGGAGCUUGGUGGUUCAGUUCUACGCAAACUCUUGCGAAGAACAAGGAUCGACUGUGAGCAUAGAUUCCCAGCCUUGGCUUUGUCGUCUAAACCUAAAGAAAAAGAGGGAUGCCCUGUCAUGGACGGAAACGUCCGCUGGAGACCUUGUCGAAGAGUUUGUGAGGCAGGUCAACACAAAUCGGUACCUCAUCAUACUGGAAGACCUAUCCACCGUGGUGCAGUGGGACGCCAUCAGGCCCUACCUGCGUGACAGGAAGAACGGCAGCUGUAUCGUCGUGUCAACGCGUCAUCAUGAAAUCGCAAGCCUAUGCACGGGGAAGCCAUACCUGCUUUCAGAGCUCCAGCGGUUCUCAGCAAAUCAGGCUAUCCGCGUCUUCUUCAACGCGGGCUUUAAAGAUGCUGAAGGAGGCGCCGGAGUGACAAUUGUCCAAGAACCGGGAUCUGCCGAGCUUUGGUUGAGCGACAAUCGCCUCGUUGGGCGCGAUUCGGAAGUCGAUAAACUUUCCAGUUUGAUAAUGAUAAAGGAUAGACCCUACACCGACAAACCUCAUGUGGUCUCCGUGUGGGGAAUUCCUGGUUCUGGGAGAACAGCAGUCGUUACCAAUGCCUGCUAUCGCUGCUAUGCUGAGCCGGGCUUUUACUGGUACAGGAUGAUCAUUAUGUCACAGCCCUACAAGUACAAUCUCAUGGGCUUUUGCCGGUGUUUACUAUCAGGUUUUUCACAAUCAUUCGAAGUCGACGAUCUGAUUGAACGAUGCCGGGAGCUUCUGCAUAAGUAUCGGUGCCUUGUUGUUAUUGACGAGAUGCAGUCCAAGGAAUUUUGGGACUUGAUAGAUGCUGAGAACUUGAUAUCUUCGAAAAGUAAAAGCUGCAUCGUUGUCAUCACUACAGAAGAAAGCAUCGCCAUACACUGCGCAGGUGCAGCCGGUCUAGUGUGCAGCAUCAGAUGUCUCCAACCUAUGGCAGCCUUCGAUCUCCUUCAACAGGAAUUUAGGACACAAGCAUCUCAAAAUGAUGGAAACUCGUCUGAACAACCAUUUCCGAGUAAAAGAAACUCAUUUGAAGAAUUCGCAUACAAUUAUUUGUUUGAACUGGACAGAGAGGAUGAAGCAUCAUUCAAUUAUUUUUUUGGACCGGACAGAGAGGAUGAACACACAUUUCAGAAUAAUGAAGAUCAUACAUUUCAGAAUAAUGGAAACGAAUUGGAAGAACAGGCGUUUCAGAAUCAAGAAAACACAAUUGAAGAACAGGCGUUUCAGAAUAAUGGAAACUCGUCUGGAAAACAGGCAUUUCAGAAUGGAAAUACCUUUGAAGGACAGGAAUUGCAGAGUAAUAAUGGAAGCAGCUCAUGCACUACUGGAAACACGGUCAAAGAACAGCCAUUUCAGAAUAAUGGAAACUCGGUCAGAGAUCAGGCAUUUCAUAAUGAUAGAGACUUGUUCGAAGAACAGACAUUGUGGAAUAAUGGAAACUUAUCACUUGAACAUGCAUUUUGGUCUUUGUUCGAAACCAAAAAACAAGAAGAACAUGCAUUUGAGAAUAAAGGAACCACGUCUGAAGAACAGGCAUUUCAGAAUAGUGAAAACUUGUUUGAAGGGCAGGCAUUUAAGAAUAGUGAAAACUUAGUUGAAGAAGAGACAUUUCAGAAUAGCGAAGACAUAUCUGAUGAACUACCAUUUGAAAAUAACAGGAACUUGUUACAGGAAGUUGAUCAAUCUGAGAAUAAUAAAAACAGGUGUGUCAGUCUGUCUCCGGAUGACCCAAAUGUAAAAGCCAUCUUGUCCAGGAGUGGAGGAUUUCCCCAAGUAAUAGUUGCUUUAGGCAGAUACUUGGCGAAGCAAAAUCUUUCUAAUGCAGCGACAAGGGAAUGGCAGUGUCAGCAUCUGAUAGGCAACUUUAUGCAAGAGUUACAGACCAAUCCAGAUUUCUACUGCCUACGGAGCCUACUCGCCUGGAUCCAUUUCUACUUUAGGUCUUCUCCAUCACUCAUGCGAUGCAUGUUGUAUCUUUUAGUUUUUCCUCGAGAGCAAACCUUUCGGCGGGGGCGCUUGGUGAGGCGAUGGAUCGCGGAGGGCUACGCCAAGGGCACUGAAAGCGAUAGCUUGGACGAGUUCGCGGGUGAAUUAUUCGACAAGCUUACCUCCCAGAGUGUGAUGCAGCAGGUAACACCUACAAAUAUGGGGACAAGGUACGAGGUCAAUGGUUUCUUCCAUGAGUACAUGAUCUCGCGUCCAGUGGAAGAGAAAAUCCUCUUCCCAUUGGAAGUCUCAGUACUGCAGGAGGGGUAUCGCAGACUAACUACCCAAGGCGUAGGACAACACCUAUCAAUUUGGAGCUCGUGGGUGGGGAAUAGAGUUGUGUUCGACAACCUGGACUUGUCGCGGCUACGGUCCUUGACGGUGUUUGGCUGGUGGGAAGCAUUCCUCGUGUCCGACAAGAUGAAAGUGCUUCGGGUGCUGGAUCUGGAAGAUGCAGGCGACGGCGUAACUAAUGAUGAUGUUGAGAAAAUUGGGAAGGUGCUACUUCGCCUCAAGUUUCUCUCCCUAAGAGGAUGCAAAAACAUCACUCGUGUGCCAGAUUCCUUGGGUGGCCUGAGGCAGCUCCAGACUCUGGAUAUCAGGCAGACCUUGGUUGCCACGCUUCCAGUAAGCAUCACCAAGCUCGAGAAACUGCAGUAUCUUGGUGCCGGUACCACGUCUGUACCACUGGGUGAUCACACCAGCAAUCCGUCACCAGAAGCAACAUCAGCAACAGCUGAUCCAUCAUUAUCCACGAGCGGGCCAUGUGCUCCUACCCUGAAGUCCCUAUUCCAUGUGCCGAAAUCGUGGAUCCUCCGUUACCAGCAGCUUCCUGACUCUCGUAAUGGUGGAGUUGUGGUGCCUGGAAGGAUUGGGCAAAUGACGGCCUUACAUACUCUAGGUGUGAUCGACGUCAGCGUUGCAAGCGGGCGGGCGACUCUGAAAGAGCUCAAGAACCUUACCCGAUUGCGCAAGCUUGGAGUGUCUGGCGUGAACAGCGAGAACUGUCAGGAGCUGUGUUCUGCAAUCUCUUGUCACGCCUAUUUGGAAUCCUUUUCAGUGUGGUUUGACAAGGGCGUGAAUCGAGCUGGCUGUUUGGAUACCAUCUCCCAACAUCCUGUGAAAUUACAGAGCCUGAAGCUGUACGGGCUUGUAGAUUCCAAUUUGCCAACAUGGAUCAAUCUGCUGACGAAUCUUGGCAAACUGAAUUUACAGAUGACCACGAUACCGCAAGAUGAGGUUGAGGCGCUUGGGAAUCUGCCAAAGCUAAGAACUCUAUGCCUUCAUUUCAAGGAAUUUCAAUGUGGUAAGCUUGACUUCUGCACAGGUUUCCCUGCACUCCAGCUCCUCCAGGUUGCGUGCAAUUCCAGGUCACAGGCCGUUACCUUCCACGCCGGGGCAAUGCACGAACUUGAGGUCAUGAAUCUCCCCUGCCAUAACGUGCCAUCGUCCUUGCGGUUUUAUGGCCUAGAGAAACUGCGCAAGCUCAAGGAAAUCUCGCUUAGCGGAUCCUACGAUGAGGCAAUGAAGCAACAGUUGCGGAGCCAACUUGCUGCGCAUCCAAGGGAAAUGAAGCCAUUUUUGAAGGUGGAACCUCGAUCUUCCUGAUGGGUGCUGAGCCCAAGCAAGCCUCCACCAUCCCAGGCGUUCAUUUCCUUUCUCUCAACUACUCUGUUUAGUCGUGCCAAUCAAAUAGGUCUAGCUGCAUCCGUAGUUCAGUACCCAACAGGAAAACAUGUCCUUUGAAUUUUAUCCCAAAAUAUACUUGCAUCACCAGGAGACGAAUCUUUUGUACCUUCGUCUGGUCCAGUUGAUAGAUUAAUUUCAGCAUCCAUUAUGUGCUUUGCUGCUAAUAACGAUUAGCUCAUCUAUCGGGAUCUGAGAAGCAGAAAUGGCGCUGAUUAUUGAACAUGGCUUUGGUAUUUCUCUUGCUGUAUCAUAUUUAAGGAUCCGCCUUUUGAAUGUUCCUUCCAGUAAUAAGAAGCAGGAUCCUCCAAUUUA
This is a messenger RNA of Setaria italica (foxtail millet), 5088 nucleotides long. RefSeq lists its product as uncharacterized. The coding region runs from base 334 to 4695 and encodes 1453 amino acids. The transcript is spliced from 4 exons. Gene Ontology annotation, biological process: defense response to other organism. Gene Ontology annotation, molecular function: ADP binding. The record is from RefSeq and is a predicted model, not a curated record. NCBI's taxonomy places the organism in Eukaryota, Viridiplantae, Streptophyta, Magnoliopsida, Poales, Poaceae.